Talaromyces amestolkiae is the source of this 1656-nucleotide messenger RNA. RefSeq lists its product as uncharacterized. The transcript has a single exon. Lineage: Eukaryota; Fungi; Ascomycota; Eurotiomycetes; Eurotiales; Trichocomaceae. Gene Ontology annotation, cellular component: cytoplasm. Gene Ontology annotation, molecular function: mevalonate kinase activity; ATP binding. Gene Ontology annotation, biological process: isoprenoid biosynthetic process; ergosterol biosynthetic process. The record is from RefSeq and is a predicted model, not a curated record. Bases 1 to 1656 code for a protein of 551 amino acids.
AUGCACAAUGAUAAAGGUCGCAAGAAACACGGCAGCGUGAAAAGAACACAUACCAGCAGUAAAAGGCAGCAAUUGACACUCAGCGAAUUGCAAAGUCGCUUCGAGUCCCAAAACAACAUCUCCGGUGAGACCACCGACAGUAGUACGGACGGCACCGUUCUUACUCCCACCUCCGCUUCCACCCCGGAUUCUGUCUCGAACGCGCAGACUACCCCUCCUACCUCGAAUACGAAUUCGGAUUCGGCAGUUCAGACAAACGCAAAAAUGUCGCGAAUACAAAUGCAGCGCAAACAAUCCUCGCCAAUGGCGCCGACCUUCAUGGUCUCUGCACCGGGGAAGGUCAUCGUCUUUGGCGAACACGCUGUUGUUCAUGGCAAAGCAGCUUUGGCCGCUGCAAUCUCGUUACGAUCGUAUCUACUCGUCACCACACUCUCCAAAUCACACCGUACCGUCACGCUGAAUUUCCGCGACAUUGGGCUGGAUCAUACAUGGGAUAUUGACUCUCUGCCUUGGAACGUGUUCAAACACCCUUCCAAGAAGAAGAUGUACUACGACCUGGUGACCGAGCUAGACCCAGACCUUGUGGCGGCAGUACAGCCACAUGCCGCCGCCGUAUCGGCAGAUAAACCAGACGACGUUCGCAAGAUCCAUCAGAAUUCUGCGGCGCAAUUCCUAUAUCUCUUCUUGUCGUUGGGAUCUCCCGAAUCCCACGCCGCAAUCUACACAUUACGGUCUACAAUCCCUAUUGGCGCUGGUUUAGGAAGCAGCGCCAGUGUAAGUGUCUGUCUCAGUGCAGCGCUCCUCCUUCAAAUCCGAACACUAGCUGGACCACACCCGGAUCAACCCCCCGAAGAGGCCGAGGUGCAGAUUGAGCGUAUUAACAGAUGGGCCUUUGUUGGCGAGAUGUGUAUACACGGCAACCCCAGUGGUGUCGACAACACAGUAUCCGCCGGAGGCAAAGCAGUCCUGUUCCGACGGAGCGAUUACAGCAAACCGCCCACCGUUACCCCAUUGAACAAAUUCCCUGAAUUACCUUUGUUGUUGGUCAACACGCGCCAAUCGCGCUCCACGGCCAUCGAAGUCGCCAAAGUGGGCAGACUCCGCGAAACGCAUCCAGAAGUCACAGAGGCCAUGCUUGACACGAUCGAUAAAGUGACCAUGUCAGCUAGCGAGAUGAUCAAGGAGAACGAUUUUGAAGACGACGAGGAUGCCCUCGAGGAGUUCGGUGCCUUGUUCCGUAUUAAUCAUGGCCUGCUCGUGUCCCUGGGCGUAUCACACCCACGCCUCGAACGCAUCCGCGAACUGGUCGACUACGCAAACAUAGGCUGGACAAAACUCACCGGUGCCGGCGGCGGCGGCUGCGCCAUUACUCUGAUCCGGCCCGACGCCACGGCCCAAACCCUCAAGGAUCUGGAAGCGAAACUCGCAGCGGAAAAUUUCGAGAAGUUCGAAACUACGCUUGGCGGCGACGGUGUGGGCGUUUUGUAUCCCGCCGUGUUACGGAAUGGAUCGAAUGAGGAAGGAGGGGAGGAGAUUGAUCAGCAGAAAUUUGAGAAUGCGGUUGGUAUGGACGGUAUUGAUAGGCUGGUGGGCACUCAUUCUACCAUGCAGGAGAGGAGAGAAGGAUGGAAGUUUUGGAAGAGGGCGACUACAUAA